AUGGGCGACAAAGCUCCCAAAAAAACCUUCACUCAAAAGAUAAAAGAAAAAUUUGAAGAGAAAAAACCCACCAUAGUAAAGCCAGAAGAAAGUAAAAAAGAAGCGGAAAAACCUAACUCCGCCCCUCCGUGAGUGAACAAAACCAUUGAAAAAAUCCCUAUUUUUUGCCCAAAAAAAUCCAUCCUCGAGACUGAACACAAAAUUUUUUUUAAUAUUAACAUUUUUUAUGAAAAAAUAUUUUGAUAUAAAUGUGACAAUUAUUAUAAUUUAAUGUCGAGCUAAUUUAAAAGCUUCAUUUUUAUAAAUUUGAAUUUUUUUAAAUUUUGAUAUAGCCCGUUCCGGGCUAUGCCCGAUCUUUGCGGGAAACUAAGGGGUUGUCUUCGUCACUUAAUAGCGACUAUUUUGCCAACUCGGGGAGUUGACUUGCCACCUGAAAGUGACGAAGACAACCCCCCGAAUUUCUCGGCUAAGAUCGGGCAUAGCCCGAUCUAUAGCCGGGAAUGGGCUAUAUGUAAUUUUUUUUUAAAAAAAAAAAUUAACCCCCUACCAUUACGAACAAAAAUUCUUUUGUUCGCUCACAGAGGGGAGGGGUAAGGAAAAAGAAGAAGAGCCUAAGGUUCAAGAAGAAGACAACAAGCAAGUCCCCGAGAAAUCUGAAGACCGAGUUCCAGUAAAAGUCAAAAGAGGUGAAUAUCAAAUCCAUAUCUUCCUAGAAGAAGGCCGUGGCUUUGUCCCAGCUAAAGAAGGCGACACUAUAGAUGCUGUUAUCACAAUCACUGCAUUUGGUACUAAAAAAUAUACAACGCCAAAAGAUGACAUCUCAGCUGGUGCCGCAAUUUAUUGGGGUGAACAUUUCUUCUUCAACGCUCCUAAACUUGAGACAAAUGAAGUCGAAACAUCAAAAAUCCUCAUAGAAAUCCGCGAUCACAAGUUUCUUUUAUCUGACAGUUUAAUUGGCAAUUAUGAAAUGGACCUCAUGUAUGUGUAUUCAAGAGCAAACCACGCCCUUGUCCACCAAUGAAUUGCACUGUGCAACCCUGAAUCAGAAGAUUUUCAAACAGUCCGCGGACACUUAAAGCUAGGAAUCUGCGUUCAAGCUGAAGAUGAUGAAGAUGUCGAUUUAACUGUCGCUGAAAAAGAAGAAGCAAAGACCUCAGAAAUCCUGCUGCCUCCACAAAUUCAGCAUAAAUGGUGCCAGUUAAUAGUAAGAGUCAUAAAAGCAGAGGGUUUGCCUAAGCUGGAUGACUGGAAUAAUACAAUAGAUGCAUAUUGCCAAGCUGACUAUGGAGGUGCAAAAAUAAAUACCUCAGUCUUUACUGCAGAUAAAAAUAAAUUUGCAGCCUACUGGUAUGAAGAUUUAUAUGUCCCAGUUUCAAUCCCUUCAGUAUCAAAUAGACUAAUUAUUAGAGUUCUUGAUUAUGACAACACAUCGAAAGAUGAUAUGGUAGGUACUAUUGCAUUUGACUGGGAGGAAAUUGAGGCUGGAAAAUACUCCGAUUAUUUUUGGACUUGCAUUUAUGGAGCUCCAAAAGACCUUGAUAAUGGUCCAGCCAACAAAAUGAAUGAUUAUCCUGAGCUUGCAUCAGCUUAUAGAGGAAGGAUUCUAAUGAAAAUGAUAAUAGAACACCCUAAAAAAGCAUCAUUAAAAAAAGAACGCAUUAUUGAUCCAGAGAUUAAUAAUUUUGUCCACAAAACGUAUGAGGUAGAAACCAAUUAUGAGAUGAGAUCACAGAUUUUUUCAGGAAUUGCCCUACCAAAGGCGUAUUCGAAGUAUUCUAUUAUUGUAAGCUGGUGUGGAAAGGAGGUGGAAAGUAAAAUUGUGCUGGCGGUUAAUGGGAAAUGUAAUUGAUAUGAAACUUUGAAAAGGAAAAUUAUGAAAAUUCCAUUCCAAGCUGAGAGAUCACUGCCAGAUGUGUUUGUGUAUUUGGUGGCUGAUAAUGAAAAAAUAUGCUAUGCAAGGGUUAGCCCAUAUGGUUGGAAUAAUGUAAAUUCAAAUGGUACGUGGAUUGCACUGCUGCCUGAUAAAGCAAUAGGAAAAAUUAAUAAAGAUUGGGAAGGCGGGUUUAUUAUGCUUAGGCUGUAUAUUACGCCUUAUGAUGAAAAUAAUGACAAUUUGUCUGUAGGGAGAUGAAAUGUGCCUCCUAGGCUUAAAAAAAUGCAAAAGGUAAAACUAAUUGUGAAUCUUUACCAAUGUAAAAAUUUACCUGCUGCAGAUUCUGAUGGAAAUUCAGACCCUUAUAUCGAAAUCUAUUGCUGUGGCGUCACAAAGCGAUCCAAAACAAAGCCAAACACUCUUAAUCCUAUGUGAUAUGAAACAAUUCCAAUCGAUUUCGAAAUUUCAUCACUUGAAGAUAACCCUCCAAUCCUAAUUUAUGUCUUUGAUGAAGACGAAUUUUCAGCUGACGAUCUUAUCGGAAUUUGUAUCAUUCCUCUUACUCCCCUCUCUGUGAGCUAACAAAAAAUUCUAUUCGCAAAUGGAGGGGCUAAUUAUUUUUUCUUAUAAAUUUUAUAGUAAAUUUUUUUUAAAAAUUUUAAAAAAAAUCCAAUUCAUAAAAAUUGAGAAAAAAAAAAUAAUUUAAUUUAUGUUUCAAAAUGCAAAUUAAACAGAAUUAAUUAGAAUUUUAUUAUAAUAAUUAUCACUUAACAUCAAAAUAUUUUUUAUAAUAAUUUUUGUUCACUCACGGAGUGUGUAUUUUUACCCAAAAAAAUAGAGUUUGUUUGCUCACGGAGGGGGAGUUAGUGAAGCUUCAAAAAGCCAUUCAAUGCCAAAGGUUCCUAAAUGGAUUCCACUUUCACUUGGAAAAUCUGAUAGUGGAAAAAUUUUGAUUUCGUUUAAUUUAUAUACUGAGCAAGAUAAAGUCCCUGAAUAUUCUAUUGUCCCAAAAUGUAUUGAUGCAGUAGUAGAAAUUAAUUGUUUAGGGUUGAGAGAUUUACAGCCAGCAUUAGGAUGACUUCCAGUCAAUAAAGCUUUUAUUAAGUUCGAUAUGAACUCUUUACAAGUACCAGGAGAAAACUUAGUUAUUAGAAAUGCUCAGACGCCACCAGGAGAUAGCGGUCCUAACCCUAAUAUAAGCACAAUUAUUAAGUUUACUUGCAAAAUGCCUAUAGAAAAAUUAUACGCCCCAUCACUUACCUGCACAGUCUAUGAUUUCUUAUUUAAAGGUUUAUCUCAGCCACAGUUGGGCACUUUUUCUAUUAAUCUUGGCGAAAUUUUCCAUAAACGCAAAAGAAGGCUGAAAAAGCCGAGCCCAGUCGAUAUUGCUCCAAAAAUCCUUAGAGGGGACUCAUCCCUAGACAUGGAGAUCCCUAUUGAUACUGCAUCAGAUGCUGAAUCUGCAUUUAGGCCUUCUACAAUUACAACUAAAACAAGUCGUCCUAGUAUAGAAGAAGCAAAAGCUGGCGCAUUUGUGAUUGAUCCUGUAUACUCAAAAGACAAAAAAGGUAAAGUAACUGAAGUUUCAAGACCAGACAGCAAAUAUAUGCAGCUAGGCUAUGAUAAAGUUCCAGGCGAUAAGACAAUGCAUUAUCGAUAUAUCUUGGAAUCUGAUUUGGAGAAAUCGGAAUAUAUUGAUGCUUCUCCUUUUGAAAAAUUUGAUAUAAAAAGAGGCCAAGAUAAAGGGAUUGAAGAUAAUUGGCUGUCAAUUCUUCACUCAAAUAAAAAUAUAGAUGAUAGAAAUUUACCGAGAAAACCGGUUGGGCAGUUUAAAGGUCUUAUAAGAGUAAUGAAAAAAGACAAAAAUGAGCUAAGGGAAGCAAGAAUGGACUUACAAAAUUCUAGAAAAAAAUAUUUAAAGGAACAAGUAGAAAAAACUGGGAAAAUUGAGAUGGGAGAUGCGUUUGGGAUUUUUGGUGGAGCAUUUCCAACUAAAGAAGAUGAAGAAAAAGAGGAAGAAAAUGAGGGAGAAGAAGAUAUUAUUGAUACUGAGUUUGAAAAUAUUCAAAGAAGUCUGCUGACGAAGACAGAUAUAUUAGUAAGAGUUUAUGUAAUUGAUGCAUUCAAUCUAGCUCAAAAAGAUUUGAAGAGCAAUUCUGAUCCUUACCUAAGAAUAAAACUAGGAAAGCACGUCAUUGAUGACUCUGACCACUAUCAAAAAGACGAGCCCAACCCUAAAUUUUUCUCAUGUUUCGACUUAAAAACAGUUCUCCCCGGUCCUUCCAAAUUGAAAAUCCAAGUCUGGGAUAAAGACCUCAUAAUAAAAGACGACAAAAUCGGAACAACUGAAAUUGACCUCGAAGACCGUUACUUUUCAAGUAAAUGGCAAAGCCUCAAAGAAAAGCCUAUAGAGACCCGCAAUUUAUAUCACCCGUCCACAAAAAUAAUCCAAGGCACAAUUAGGCUUUGGGUCGAGCUUUAUUCUUCAACAGAAGCCCCUCCCAAAAGAGAACUGUUGCCACGACCUCCAGCUGAAUUUGAGGUUCGUUUAAUUAUAUGGGAAACCCGAGGUGUCAAAAGUUACGACACUGAAGGAACCAGUGACCUCUUUGUAAGGGCAUGAAUCAAUAAUUGUGACCCAAAAGAAACCGACACUCAUUAUCGUUGUCAAAAUGGAAAAGGCCAAUUUAACUGAAGACUUAAAUUUCCUUUAUUUUUGCCUAAUGACCAUUGUAUAGCUAAUCUUCAAAUUUGGGAUAGAGACGUUAUAUCAUUUAGUGAUUUUAUUGGAGAUGUAAGUUUUAGCUUCACUGAGCUUGCGAAAUCUGCUUUUGAAACGGAAGGGAGGGUAAAGAAAAUGGGAGUUGACGAUAAAGGAUUUCAUAUUUUCUCUCGAAAAGAAUCAGAUCAAGUAUGGAUUCCAUGCAAAAGAAGGACUGAAUCAGGAGAAUAUGAAAAUGCAGGAGAUAUUAAAGUUACUUUUGAAAUUGUGCCGAAAUAUAAUGCAGAUUCGUGCCCUGUAGGAGAAGGAAGAGGUAAGCCAAAUAUUGAUCCAUACUUGCCACCGCCGACUGGAAGGUUUCAGUGGAGCUUAAACCCAUUUUCACUCAUAAGCCAAACUUGUGGGCCUGAAUUUAGAUGCAAAAUUUGCUGUGCAGUUUGUUGCUUGAUUAUAUGUCUGUUGAUAAUUCUUAUUGGACCAUCAGUUAUCGGCUCAGUUAUUGGGAAAAGUAUUAAUGGAUAA
Messenger RNA from Blepharisma stoltei, 5117 nucleotides. Lineage: Eukaryota; Ciliophora; Heterotrichea; Heterotrichida; Blepharismidae. The record is from the annotation of a GenBank genome assembly.